GAAGGGGUCACUCUGAGGCAUGCAAGAGGCAGCAGUGCUGCCAGCAGGGGGGAAGAGACAGCCAAAUGAGAUUGGCUUUAUGGGCUGCAGCAACAGCAGCAGAUUAAAUGAAGGGAGAGCUGGCGCUGAGAGACCAGGAACUGGGGCACUUGCACGUCACGGUGGCUUUGACUGAAGUGUAAGGUUCGUUUGUGGUAAUCCAGAUUGCUCGAUUGUGAGGUUGGGCGUAUGUCCGCACACGUUUUUGUACCAUAGGAAGGACAGGGAAAAAACCUAGCCUUUGCCCCCUGUUCUUAGGGCUGCUUGCUCUCCAGACAGAAGAUGCCAACAAAUGGGAUCCACCAGGUCUUGAAGAUCCAGUUUGGCUUAAUCAAUUCUGAUAACCGGUACCUGACGGCAGAGAGCUUUGGCUAUAAGGUGAAUGCUUCUGCACUUAGCCUGAAAAGAAAGCAAAUAUGGACCCUGGAGCAGGACGGAGACAGUUCUGUGGUCUUCUUGAAGAGCCACCUAGGUAGGUACUUAUCUGCUGACAAGGAUGGCAAGGUCUCCUGCGAGGCCGAGAAGCCAGGAAGUGAUGGGCGUUUUGUAAUUGUCACUCAGUCAGAUGGGCGCUGGGCUCUCCAGUCAGAACCGUACAAGCGUUUCUUUGGUGGCUCUGAAGAUCGGUUGUCCUGCUUUGCCCAAUCCAUCACUGAAGUGGAGCUCUGGGCUGUACACUUGGCCAUCCACCCACAAGCAAAUCUUCUGAGUGUUAGCAGGAGAAGAUAUGCGCACCUCAGUGCCCAAGAGGAUGAGAUCUCCACCGACAGCAACAUCCCCUGGGGGGUGGACUCCCUCAUCACGCUUACCUUCCAAAACAAGAAGUACUGCUUGCGAACCUGUGAUAACCGCUACCUGCGUAAUGAUGGCACCCUGGUCAAGGAGCCUGACUCUCGUGCAGGCUACACCCUGGAAUUCAAGGCAGGCAAGCUGGCCUUCAAGGAUUGUGAUGGGAAGUACCUGGCACCCAUGGGACCUACUGGCACUCUAAAAUCGGGCAGGAGCUCCAAGCCGGGCAAAGACGAACUCUUCGAUCUGGAAGAGAGCCACCCACAAGUAGUAUUCAUGGCCUCCAAUGGCAGAUAUGUCUCCAUCAGGCAAGGUGUCAACGUCUCAGCCAAUCAGGAUGAAGAGACACACCAUGAAACCUUCCAGAUGCAGAUUGACAAAGAAACCAAGAAGUGUAUCUUCCAUUCCAACACAGGCAACUAUUGGACUUUGGUGUCACACGGGGGGAUUCAAGCUAUAGCUACUGAAGUAUCUGCCAGCACUAUGUUUGACAUUGAGUGGCGUGGCCGCCGCAUAGCCCUCAAAGCUGGCAAUGGCAAAUAUAUCUGCACCAAGAAGAAUGGACAACUGGCAGCAGUCAGUGACGCAAUCGGGGAGGAUGAGGAAUUUGUUCUCAAGCUGAUUAACCGGCCCAUCCUUGUACUUCGUGGGACCCAUGGCUUUGUGUGCUACCAUCGCAACUCCAACUUGUUGGAUGCCAACCGUUCUGUCUAUGAUGUCUUCCAUAUCAUCUUCAAUGAUGGUGCUUAUCAGAUCAAAGGCCUUGGCGGCAGGUUCUGGUAUGUGGCCAGCAAUGGCACAGUGUGCAGCGAUGGCGAGAUGUCCGAGGAUUUCUUUUUCGAGUUCCGCGAGUGCAGCCGUGUGGCCAUUAAAGGGAAGAAUGGCAAAUACCUCAGAGGAGACCAAGCUGGAACCCUCCGUGCAGAUGCUGAGACCUUGCACCGCGCCACGCUCUGGGAGUACUGAGCCCCUGCCUACCACGCCUGCCACGUAGCACCUUAGAAAUGCUCUAGGGCCCCGCUCAUGGGGGGCCAAGACAGAUCACGGUGGACAGAGGGAUGGAGUAGAGGGGACAUGUAGUGCUCCCCACAUGGACUCCAUAAUGGUUUAUAAUAUUCCCAGCACCCCCAUACGGUUGGGGAGACCUGGGCUAUUCCCUUUUGCCCUGUUCCCUUUAGUCAUUUAUCUCUAGCUUUAGAAGCUGUUUCCAAAUAAAACUUCAUGGGAGGGAGACAACUGUCAGGAUUAAAGCAUUAGAAACCCCAUGUCAGAGCCAACACAAUAUGCCUACGGCUAGCUUCUCUGCUCCCACCACUUUGCCCAUCCUCGUCUCCUGGAAGUGUCAUGUGUUACGAAGCUGCCAGUUUCCUCCUUGAUGCUGUUGAAACUCCAGAUAAUUUGCUGUGACACAUAGGUGUCAUCUGCCCUGCAUCUCAGGCUAGGGAGGCUGGGGUGGGGGAGGAGGACACUUACAGGUUCCUGGAGGUGUUGUCAGUGUGGGAAUCCAACUUGUGCUGGUCUUCAGGAUUUGCUUCAGAGCCUGUCUAAAGGUGCAAAAGAAGAAGUGGCAAACAUCAGGGAGCACCAACAGAAUCCACAGGGAAGGGGCGGUGUGUGUGUGUGGGAUAUAUCUCCAAGUUCUCAAUGGAUGGCUGUUUUUAAUUUGGAAAAGGCCUUGCUGGCCUUCACACACAGCCCAAAUUUGUUGACUGCUCUUAAGAGUAAUAAACACCUUAUUCCCUCACCUGCACAUUCUCUAUCGCUUCCACAAAUAACCUAAAGUGGAGGAAGGAAGCUGCCUCAAUAGAGUUUCCUGUUCUAUGUGCUCCCUCCCCCCUCCCUGCUAUAGACAUAAUUUCCCAUAUUGAAUAUCCUCCAAUGGUCCCAAUUUGGCACAGACAAUCCCAAUUAAUCCUGCUCUGUCCCACUUUUUUUGUCCUCAGCUCGCUUCAACUGCUGCAAACAGAAUUCAUAAUACAAAAGCAAUUUGUACUCGCAUAACUCUGUAGAAGGGAGAGGAAAUGAGGGGUCAGAAACCUGUCCUCCCUGGUCAUUCCUGACAAAAGCAAAACUACUGCAGCUUCUUCUCCUGGUGUGUGUAUUCUUCCUCAUUAAUAUUUUGCCAUCAUUACCACACUCUAAUAUGGCUCGGCCACACGUGCACUGUUUUCAUCUACUUGAAUGUUGGGGGGUGCCUGAUCUUCCUUUUCUCACAGUCCUGGCAAGAGAGAAAUCUUGGUUCCAGGAUGAUGGGCCUGAACAAGCAAAGCACUGCGAACAUUUGCAAACUUGUUUUUAGAUUUCUGCGCAUUGUGCACAGUUUGCUUUCUAGAAGGCACCUCCAGUCUAAAUAUUCCUCUUGAUAUUAAAGUGGUGCUAGCCCUGAUCUAGUACCAAAGCUACAUGUCCUCCCAUAGAAUACCUUGGAGGCAGGACAACUUUCUUGGGAUAGGCAGGGAGGCUUUUAUCAUAUUUUUAAUUUAAUGUAUUAAAUAUUUAAUAUGACUGUGACUAUGAUCAUCAUUAAAAAUAAGAGAUAUACACACAGACUCCUGUUCUGGUGUGGGAGAACUCAUAGCUUUCAAAUAUAAAUGGUUGAUAUUCUAGUGUUCCACAAAUACAAGGAAAACAACAGUCUCAUAGGCCUUUGGCACUUCCACCCAAGAACAGAGCUUGAAGAGAGAGAGAGAAGGGGGGAGGGAGGGAGGGAGAUUGAAGCAAAACUGCAUACUGAGGUAGUCUGUGAAAAUAUCCAUAUAACUGGAUCACAUCUGCACUUUACACAUUACUGCUGUAGUUGUCACAGUGACCAUAAAGUAGAAUGCUUGGGUAAAUCACACAUAGAGGCUUUUAUUGUAUUGAAUAUUUGACUUUUGUAUAUGCUGCUCUGAAAUUGGGGUGGAUUUUUUUGGAUGAUGGCACAGUGUAUAAUGUUUUAAAAUAAAUAAAUUAAGAAAAUAGAUAGAGCUUUACAGUGCACAGGUUCUUGAAAAGCUUUGGGGAAUACCUUGUUUACCAUGCUAUCAUCCAGCACAAGAUGGUAGAGCUUCUCUCCUAGGCAGUUAGUUCUUAUGGGACCUUAACAAAGUUUUGGAUUUCCAGUGUGAGCACCAGUAUCAGCCCUUUAAGCCUAACAACAACAGCAAACAACAACAACAAUUUCUUACUGAUCUCUCUUCGAUAAAGUCAAAGUUCUCCUAGGCUUCGAAGAUAUGAUCAGAGAGCCUGCUGAGGCAGGAACACUUGUUAUAAAAUCAUCUGCCUCACUUGAAUGUCCAUGGGGAAUUGUGAUGUGGCUCAUAAAUGGAACUUUGAAAGAGGAGACCAAGGGCCUGGUUCUUGCAGCCAAGAACAAGCCAUUAGAACAAAUGCCAUCAAAGCCAGAAUUGAAAAGUCGAGGACAGAUCCCAAGUGUAGACUCUGCAAGGAAGCAGAUGAAAUGAUGGUUCAGAUCCUCAGCUGCUGCAAGAAGAUUGUGCAGACAAACUACAAGCAGAGGCAUAAUACCAUUGCUCAAAUGAUCAAUCAGAACUUGUGCCACAAAUACCACCGACCUGUGACAAAGAACUGGUGAGAUCACAAGCCUGAAAAGGUUACAGAAAAUGACAAUGCCAAACUACUCUGGGACUUCCAAAUUCAGACUGACAGAGUUUUGGAGCACAAUACUCCCGACUUCACGAUCGUGUUAAAAAUGAAGUAUGGAUCGUCAAUUUUGCAAUCCCAUGCACAGCAAGAUUGAUGAGAAGCAACUGGAAAAGCUUACACAAUACAAGGAUUUAAAGAUGGAACUGCAAAGACUCUGGCACAAGCCAGUAAAGGUGGUCCCAGUGGUGAUCAGCACACUGGGUGCAGUGCCUAAAGACCUUGGCUUGCAUUUAAACACAAUCAGUGCUGACAAAAUUAUCAUCUGCCAGCUGCAGAAGGCCACCCUACUCGGAUCUGCACGCAUUAUUUGCCGAUACAUCACACAGUCCUAGACCCUUGGAAAGUGUCCGACGUGUGAUCCAGUACAACAGCCAGCAUGGUGAUCUUGUUUGCUGUGUACUAAUCUUGUUGUGUAUCAAAUAAUAAAUAAGAAUAUUUUCUUA
Molecule: messenger RNA, 4916 nt
Organism: Anolis carolinensis (green anole)
Lineage: Eukaryota; Metazoa; Chordata; Lepidosauria; Squamata; Anolidae
Gene: fscn2
Product: fascin actin-bundling protein 2, retinal
Exons: 5
Coding region: 322-1794 (490 amino acids)
Biological process (GO): cell migration; establishment or maintenance of cell polarity; actin filament bundle assembly
Cellular component (GO): cytoplasm; actin cytoskeleton
Molecular function (GO): protein-macromolecule adaptor activity; actin filament binding
Source: RefSeq, a predicted model, not a curated record